Pan troglodytes (chimpanzee) is the source of this 642-nucleotide messenger RNA. It is a transcript of the gene CCL27, whose product is annotated as C-C motif chemokine ligand 27. Gene Ontology annotation, cellular component: extracellular region. Bases 92 to 601 code for a protein of 169 amino acids. The record is from RefSeq and is a predicted model, not a curated record. The transcript has 3 exons. NCBI's taxonomy places the organism in Eukaryota, Metazoa, Chordata, Mammalia, Primates, Hominidae. Gene Ontology annotation, biological process: immune response. Gene Ontology annotation, molecular function: chemokine activity.
CACUGUUUCAUCAGUCCCUACAUCACACACUAAUCCUUCCCCCAGCUUCACUGCCCAGAGCUUAGGAGCACAUGGGAAAUGGCUAUCCUAGAUGAGGAAGGAGUCUGUGGCAACAGGCCGAGAAUUAGGGCCCAGGAGUGUCACAGGUUACACAGUACAUCUCCAACUGCCUCUGACUCACCUAGUGCCCCAGGUAAAAGGCACCCAGAUAAAAGGUAGGGGAGGAGGAGAGAGAGAGAAGGAAGAGUCUAGGCUGAGCAACAUGAAGGGGCCCCCAACCUUCUGCAGCCUCCUGCUGCUGUCAUUGCUCCUGAGCCCAGACCCUACAGCAGCAUUCCUACUGCCACCCAGCACUGCCUGCUGUACUCAGCUCUACCGAAAGCCACUCUCAGACAAGCUACUGAGGAAGGUCAUCCAGGUGGAACUGCAGGAGGCUGACGGGGACUGUCACCUCCAGGCUUUCGUGCUUCACCUGGCUCAACGCAGCAUCUGCAUCCACCCCCAGAACCCCAGCCUGUCACAGUGGUUUGAGCACCAAGAGAGAAAGCUCCAUGGGACUCUGCCUAAGCUGAAUUUUGGGAUGCUAAGGAAAAUGGGCUGAAGCCCCCAAUAGCCAAAUAAUAAAGCAGCAUUGGAUAAUAA